GGCUGCGUGAUGUCAUCACCCUGACAUAGACUGAGCGACCCAGUUCAUUGGUCACAUCAACACUUAGUUGAAACUUGCAGCAAACGUUGAGCGUCAAUAGAGUGAAAAUGAGUCUCCGGAAGCAGACACCAAGUGAUUUCUUGAAGCAGAUCAUUGGAAGACCAGUGGUGGUGAAACUCAACUCUGGUGUGGAUUAUAGAGGAGUUCUUGCCUGCCUAGAUGGCUACAUGAACAUCGCUGUGGAACAGACGGAGGAAUAUGUCAAUGGCCAGCUGAAGAACAAAUAUGGAGAUGCGUUUCUUAGAGGAAACAAUGUGUUAUACAUCAGUACCCAGAAGAGGAAGAUGUGAAGCCAUUUUACUUGUUUCUUUAUUCAUUAGUAGAUAAGUGAAUUGUUUACUGCUGAUGUUCAUAAUCUUUUGUUAGUUGAUGAUGUCUAAGUUUGUUACAUGUUUUGUAACUCAAGUUUUUGUGUCCUGCACAGUGUAAUGCAGUAAAACAUUUUUUCCAAUGAUA
Myxocyprinus asiaticus (Chinese sucker) is the source of this 516-nucleotide messenger RNA. Its product is annotated as U6 snRNA-associated Sm-like protein LSm6. Bases 108 to 350 code for a protein of 80 amino acids. Gene Ontology annotation, molecular function: RNA binding. Gene Ontology annotation, cellular component: P-body; nucleolus; sno(s)RNA-containing ribonucleoprotein complex. Gene Ontology annotation, biological process: maturation of SSU-rRNA; mRNA splicing, via spliceosome. The transcript is spliced from 4 exons. NCBI's taxonomy places the organism in Eukaryota, Metazoa, Chordata, Actinopteri, Cypriniformes, Catostomidae. The record is from RefSeq and is a predicted model, not a curated record.